AGACAUCAUCUUAUAUUCUUACUGAAGGCCAAGAGAAAACCAAUCACAUCUUAUUCACAAACCACCAUGUCCGACGGUCACCACCACCACCACCACCGCCACAAUAACCACCGCCACAAAGAAAAUCCGGCCGGUGAGAUUGAUUACAAAAGGGAAGAGAAACACCACAAGCAUAAGGAACGUCUUGGAAAGCUAGGAGCUGUUACUGCUGGUGCCUUCGCUUUGCAUGAGAAGAAGAAGGCGAAGAAAGAUCCAGAACACGCACACAGUCACAAGAUCAAAGAAGAGAUUGCAGCAGCUGUUGCUGUUGGAGCUGGUGGCUAUGCGUUUCACGAGCAUCACAAGAAGAAAGAAGCAAAGAAGAAAUAUGAAGAGGCUCAUGGAAAGAAGCAUUAUCACUUCUUUCAUUGACUUUAUUGACUUAUCAGGAAUAGAUGUGGAUUAUUUAUGGAGCUUCAACUUCUUUCUUGAUUUAUUGUGUUUUGCACGAUGCUCAAUCUCAUGAUUCGCUUAAGGUAUCACGUACUCUGUGUUCCUACACAAUGUACUAAUAAUGCCUUGCACUCUUGCAGUAUUGGGACAGGGCAUGACAGAAUAAAUUAGGAGAGGUUGAAUUCAGAUUUGUGAUAAUUAAUAAUAUAGUCUUUUGAUUUA
Molecule: messenger RNA, 654 nt
Organism: Prosopis cineraria
Lineage: Eukaryota; Viridiplantae; Streptophyta; Magnoliopsida; Fabales; Fabaceae
Product: abscisic stress-ripening protein 2-like
Exons: 2
Coding region: 67-411 (114 amino acids)
Source: RefSeq, a predicted model, not a curated record